This is a messenger RNA of Paramecium octaurelia, 1935 nucleotides long. The record is from the annotation of a GenBank genome assembly. NCBI's taxonomy places the organism in Eukaryota, Ciliophora, Oligohymenophorea, Peniculida, Parameciidae.
AUGAAUUUAAAAGAUGAAUAAUUUAAUGAAGAAAUCUGUGUGAAGAUCAAGACCUUGGAUAAUCAUACUUUAGAUGUUCGAAUUAAAUAGAGCCAAACAGUGAAUGAACUGAAAAAUUUAAUCGAAAUAGUAACUUGUCAUGUUUAACCAAGGUCUCAAGCAUUCCAUCAUCAAGACAGAGAUUGUUGUUUAAGGGAAGAUAACUCAAUAAUGAGGAUACUUUGAUUUCUUUGAACAUUGAGGAUUAAUGUGUUGUUCAUUUGGUUGCCAAUAUGCCUGAAUUUGAAUCCUCCCCUUUAAAUAGAGGUUUAUCUACCAGUUCGAUUGAUGAACAUGACAAUCGGAAUAGUUGUAUUUAUAUAGCACAUAUACAGUCGAUAUACAAGAGAACAGAAGAAACUCUAGGAAAAAGGUUCUAUAGUAAAGAUUACACGGAUUUCAAUAACUACCAACGAGGAAUUCUUUGCAAUAGAAUGUUAUGACAUUGCAUAAUCUUUUAUAAUCAUUCAACACAGUAGCCGAAGCCAUAGAAUAAGGAUAAAUAUUUGCCUAAAAAGACUUUGAACUCGGUUAAUGGAUCGAUUUCAAGGAUGUCUAUGGGGAAUGGAUUGAAGGUUAUGUUGGAUAAAAAUAAUAAAGUCAGGUUUUAAUUAUUCAUCAAAAUGGAGAGGAAUGGAUAGGAGUUCCAUCAAAUAGAUUAGCAUUAUUCAGAUCUCACACAAUACAAAAGACUUAUCAUAUGUCUCCCAUCUUAAAUAAUCACGAAUAACAACAGUUAUGGACGUUUAGUGAACUGCUCGGUCAAACGGCUAUGUUGUUAUCUAGAGCUGGCAACAUGAUGUCUAGAUUGGCUGACAGUGUGGAAGACAAAUCGAUCCCUUAAAACAAAAAGGCUGAUAUGUCUAAUCUUAUAACUGGAAUGAUUGAAGAACAAAGAAGAAUCCAGGAAGAAAAAGUGGAGAAGUAGGAUGAUGUUACAUCUCUUAAAUCUAUGAAGUCCAUGAAAUCAGACAAGAUUUCUAUUGAUUAUGAAACAUCAUCAAUUAAAUCUAUGAAGUAUAUUGUUGAACUAAUUAGAUCUGAUAUCUCAAAAUUAACUACGUAUUUUGUUGGCCAUAAUCAUAAUACAAUGAUGGCUGAAAAUAUUGCAGAAGAAGAGGAGAACAGUAGUCAAGACAUGUCAGUUGAUAAUCAAAGGGAUGCUCCUAACAUUUCCAAAGAAUUCAAGGAAAAUUAUGUUUAUUAUGAGACUUCACUGUUGGCUGCCUAAUUAGCCCCUCUAGCUGAUCGACUAGGGAGAUUAUUGUAAAUUUUCAUCUUAACUUUAAUAGAGUUGAUUUAUCCCCAUAUCUUGCAUUGAGUGGAGCCAAUAUUAACAAGUAAUCUUAUGUUAUAUGAAGUAUCUUUCAAAAUCAUCCUAAUUCCAAUAUAUCCAAUUUAUCCAUUAUUACUAAUGAAGGCAGUCAGUAUUCAACUUAAGCUAAGCAAUAUUAUUUUUAAGUCCCUAUUUUGUUAACUCCUUAUGAAUUGCAUACACAAUCAUAGUAUGGAGCAUCAGCCAACAGAAUUGUAGGAGAUAAUGUAGACAUCCUGAAUCACCUCAACAACAAUAAUGGUAAUCCAAGGCCAAAAAAAACAACGAAAAAAGAGGAAGAAGAAAAACAAUAGUUUGUAUCAUUAUCUAAAUAUAAACCAAUUUAAUAAUCAUAUCAUUAAUAAUAUUAGUAAUAAUAAUAACAAUAACAAUUCCAAUAAUAUCAAUAAAUGAAAGAGUCAAAUCUGUAAAAUACAGAAUAGGAUGAUACCUAAUAUUUAUAAUAGUAUUAAUAAUAAAAGAAAUAGUCUGCUGAUGAAUAGAUUAAAAAGAAAAAGAAAGGGAAAGAAGUAUCGUUUUCAGAAUAAAUUAAUCAACUAAAAAAAGACAAAUAAUUUUGA